AUGGCAUACUCAUUUGAGGGUACGGCUUUGAUGGAUGUACUAAGUAUAUCUUCAUGGUUGACCAAUGACGAUCACAUGAAAGCUGGGCACUUCGCGGCGGCAACCUUAAAUCUUCCUGCCCAGAACAACAUCUGGGGAAAUUGGAACAUCUCCGCCUACGAGCCUGAGACAGACAGACAGGCGAGCCGGAAUAUACAGAAGCCAGAGUCCGAAUACAGAUAUUUCCUGAUCCUCCAUACCAAGACUGGGAACAAUAUACCAACUCAAAUCCCCAGUAUCCAGUUGCUUGCUCCUGCUCUUCCCACCAUCCCCGCUUAUCUAUAA
Blastomyces gilchristii SLH14081 is the source of this 324-nucleotide messenger RNA. RefSeq lists its product as uncharacterized. NCBI's taxonomy places the organism in Eukaryota, Fungi, Ascomycota, Eurotiomycetes, Onygenales, Ajellomycetaceae. The record is from RefSeq and is a predicted model, not a curated record. The transcript has a single exon. Bases 1 to 324 code for a protein of 107 amino acids.